Messenger RNA from Bactrocera oleae (olive fruit fly), 1934 nucleotides. It is a transcript of the gene Der-2, whose product is annotated as Derlin 2. Lineage: Eukaryota; Metazoa; Arthropoda; Insecta; Diptera; Tephritidae. The record is from RefSeq and is a predicted model, not a curated record. Gene Ontology annotation, biological process: endoplasmic reticulum unfolded protein response. Gene Ontology annotation, molecular function: misfolded protein binding; ubiquitin-specific protease binding. Gene Ontology annotation, cellular component: Hrd1p ubiquitin ligase ERAD-L complex; endoplasmic reticulum membrane.
AUCAACUGUUCGAAUUUUAGCAGAGAACGUAUAUAUACGAUAUACGUUCUCUGAUGUCAGCUGCAAAGUAAAAAACAUCAUUAAAAAAAUAUACAAAAUACACUGCAAAAGCAAAUGUCAACGUAAGUUUUUUUUCGUUGUGCUGCCGACGAUGUUUUAAUUUUCGCUUGUUCUGUUUGCAAAUGAGCUACAUUAGGUGCGAUAGUGGUUAUAACUGAAAAUAUUACCCAAAAAUACACGUCACAAAACAGAUUAGACUGAUAGUCAGCAGGAAGCGAAUGUUUGCGAUUUCCUGGCGUUGGCGGAGGCGUUGCCUUAAUUUGGUGCAAAUUUAGUUUGGAAUAGAAGUGUAGCCGCUGGAGUUGCUUAGCGCCAAUAAGCCAAGCUUUGACCUUUGCAACGAAAGCAAUCGCUAUAAAAUAAUAGUACGAAAAUCAAAAACGCCAUAAGAAUAUUACAUCAAUUAAAGUAACCAGCGAGGGAUUACUAACAACUGCAACUGGUGUCAUUUACAUUUACUAUUUCUUAGCAUUAUUAUAAGUUGAACGAUUUUUGCGGAGUAAUUGGCAAAAGCUAAAGUCAAUAUGGCAUUCCAAUCAUUGGUUAGAUUCUAUAUGGAGAUACCGACAGUGACUCGCAUAUAUACAACAGCAUGUGUACUGACGACUCUAGCAGUGCACUUGGACCUGGUGUCUCCGCUGCAACUAUAUUUCAAUCCCACGCUCAUACUUUGGAAACUACAAGUUUGGCGACUUGCCACAACAUUCCUAUUUUUCGGUUCAGUGGGCAUAAGUUUCUUUUUUAAUAUGGUUUUCACAUAUCGUUAUUGCCGGAUGCUGGAAGAGAGCUUCUUUCGCGAUCGCACAGCGGACUUCGUCAUGAUGUUUCUCUUCGGUGGUGGAUUAAUGAUCUUCUUUGGUCUCUUCGUGAACCUACUGUUUCUCGGUCAAGCCUUCACAUUAAUGUUGGUUUAUGUGUGGUCCCGCCGAAAUCCUUUUGUGCGUAUGAGUUUCUUUGGCGUACUAAACUUUCAAGCGCCUUACUUGCCAUGGGUCCUAAUGUGUUGUACAAUGAUACUAGGAAACACUAUUUGGGUUGAUGUAGUUGGAAUGGGCGUGGGUCAUAUUUAUUAUUUCCUGGAGGAUGUGUUUCCAUUUCAAGCGAACGGUUACAGAAUCCUUAAAACGCCACAUUUUCUGAAAGUGCUGUUUAACGAGCAUAUUGAGAACAACAUCCCUCCAUGGGUAGGCGACCGACCGGGCGGUUACCAUUGGGGUGCCGAUGAAGCAGAAAACGUGGGUGCACAGGUAGCGGACGCUGGCGCAGGUGAUGGCAACGAUGUUAACCAACGAUAAAAAUAAACUAGUUUGUUUUUGUACUUCUACCAUCCAAUGUACUGAGACAAUUGCACACAUAUUUCAUAAAAAAAUUAAAACAAAUGGGUAUAGGAGAAAUGUCUUAGCACAUAUAUACAUUAAAUAAAAGUAAUUAAAUAGUGAAAAGGCAAUAAAUAAACCAAAUGUUUAAAAAUAUAAAUCCAACUUGUCAAUACCAUUCAACUUGUUUAUGUCGCUUUAGUUUUAGUUUUUUUUUUUUUUUUGAAGAGAUCGGAUUAUUAAAAAAGUUUGUUUAGAUUUUAUACCGUUUUAUUUAUUUAUUAAGGAUUUUUUCCAAAUUAAAAUGCUGUUUAUAAAAACGUAUUUAUGCACACACACAUUUAUGAAAUAUAAAAAUAAAAGCCCUAGUUGUAUUUAGUGUGUAGUUUAUUGAUCCCAGAGAAUGAUAAUUUAUCAGGAUGUAUGUAUUUAAUUUUCGAAAAUGAUGUCGCAAGAAUUUAGGAGAGUACGAAACUGUCUAUGUAAAAUUAAAUAUUUUCAUAUUAUUAUUAUUUUGUUUUACCUAUAAAUAAAAAGUUUAAAUGCUUACCUACAAAA